Molecule: messenger RNA, 3121 nt
Organism: Bombyx mandarina (wild silkworm)
Lineage: Eukaryota; Metazoa; Arthropoda; Insecta; Lepidoptera; Bombycidae
Gene: ath
Product: ATP-dependent RNA helicase DHX33
Biological process (GO): positive regulation of transcription by RNA polymerase I
Cellular component (GO): nucleolus; intracellular anatomical structure
Molecular function (GO): double-stranded RNA binding; helicase activity; ATP binding
Source: RefSeq, a predicted model, not a curated record
UAGUUUUGACUACUUUUGAGUAAAUUAAGAACGAAAUAUGUAUUGAAUUACACAAUAAUAUGGUUUGAAAAUACCCAACAAUUAGUAUGUAAAUAAUAAUAAAGUGGAAAUCAAACACUUAAAAAUACGUGUAUGAUUCAUGAGUUAAUUACAGCAAUUUACACAGUUUAAUUUAAAACGUGUGCGAGUUGAACAUACCAAAACGAUGGCAAUUUUGGUCUGUUCCGGAAAAAAAUAUUUAAGUUAUAAUAAUGUCUAGGGAUUCAUGACAUACACUUUGCCAUAGUAAUUUAGCAUUAGUUUAUUUAAGAACAAUAAAAUGGAUUCAAAGUACUGCUCAAUAGGUUUGACCAAUGAAACUAAAAAUGGUUUUAAGAGGAAGAAACCGACAGCUAGUAUUUGUGUGAAAAAGGUCAAAUUAUUAAGUGAUAGUAUUAGUAAUUGUUUACAAAAUGGCCAUGAAGUUUCUAAAAACAUAGAAACGCAUGUUGUUAAAAAAAAUUCAGAUGAUUUGCAAGAAGCUAGAAGGAAACUGCCUGUAUUUAUGGUUAGAGGCAGGUUAUUAGAAGAAAUAAGAAAAAACAACACAAUGAUAAUAAUAGGUGAGACAGGAAGUGGUAAGACCACUCAGAUUCCUCAAAUGAUUCAUGAACAGAGAUUAGAAGGCACUGGCUUGAUAGUAGUUACUCAGCCUCGUAGAGUAGCUGCUAUUACAAUUGCAUUGCGAGUUGCUGCUGAAAUGAAUACUGAAGUUGGUAACAUUGUUGGGUACUCAGUUAGAUUUGAAGAUGUGACAAGCCCUAGAACUAAAGUGAAAUAUUUAACUGAUGGUAUGUUGCUUAGAGAAGCUAUCUUAGAUCCUUUGCUCAGUAAAUAUUCAGUUAUUAUUCUGGAUGAAGCACAUGAACGCACUGUGAGCACUGAUAUAUUGUUUGGAAUUGUGAAAUUAGCACAAAAGGAGAGAAAUGAAAAAACUAUUAAUCCUUUAAAGGUCAUUGUAAUGUCAGCGACAAUGGAUGUUGAUACAUUUAGAAAUUAUUUUGACAGCUGUCCAGUAAUAUAUUUGGAAGGUCGUACACAUCCUGUGACAAUAUAUCAUUCUAAAACCAAGCAAGAGGAUUACCAGUAUGCAGCUGUGUGCACAAUAUUUCAGCUGCACACUACUACCCCUGCUGAUGAUGACUUUCUUGUAUUUCUAACUGGGCAAGAAGAGAUUGAAGCUGUAAUGUAUAACAUAAAACAAAUCGCGAAAGAAACAACAGGUCCACCUAUACGGGUUUGUCCAUUAUACGCCGGCCUUCCGCCUGCACAGCAAAUGCAGGUGUGGAAAGAGACACCGCCGGGUACCAGGAAAAUAGUCCUCGCGACUAAUAUAGCAGAGGCAUCGGUCACGAUUCCCAGGAUAAAGUGUGUCAUUGAUACUGGAGUUGUAAAAGAAAGGUCGUGGUGUAGUGCCACAGGGGCGGAGCGGCUGGUGGUGCGCAGCGGGUCGCAGGCGGCGGGCUGGCAGCGCGCCGGCCGUGCAGGACGCACCGCGCCCGGCGCCGCCUAUAGGCUCUAUACCGCGCAGCAGUUUAACACAAGACCCUUACAUCCUACGCCUGAAAUACUUAGAUGUCCACUGGCUCCCACAAUACUGUUGCUAAUAGCGGCCGGCGUUGAACCGAGCACAUUCCCGCUGAUAGACUCUCCACCGCGAGACUCCGUCACUGCUUCAUUGACGUUACUUAAGGAAUUGGGUGCAAUUGACAGCGUAGAAAAUCCAAAAUUAACCGUAUUAGGUCGCAAAAUGUCUUCAUUCCCGAUAGAUCCCAAAUAUUCGAAAGUACUACUGAGUGCCCCCGAAUAUGGAUGCUUAGAAGAGGCUUUAAGUUUAGUAGCAGUUUUGUCUAGUGAAAAUAUAUUCUACACGCCGAUGCACAAACGCGAAGAAGCAUUGAAAGUAAAGCGAAAAUUUAUAUCGCCAACAGGAGACCACAUCACCUUGUUAAAUGUUUUUAAAGCAUUUUGCAAAGCUACUUUAAAAAAGCAAUGGUGUAAGGAAAACUAUUUAAAUCAUCGAAAUUUAACGUACGCUUACGAAGUCCGACAGCAGUUACUUGCAAUAUGCCAGAGAUUAAAUUUAACUCUAUCAAGCUGCGGGUCUGCAACUGAUCAGUUGCUGAAGUGUUUGUUGAGCGGCUUAUUCAGCAACUGUGCGUGGUCUCGGAGCGCGGGCGUGGCGGGGGGCGGGGCGCGGUACGUGACGGGCGCGGGGGGCGCCGCCAGCUUGCACCCCGCCGCCGCGCUGCACGCCGCCAGCCCGCCCCCCCCCGCGCUGCUCUACACAGAGCUGCUGCACACCCGCCGCACGUACAUGAUCACCGUCUCCGCCAUACAACCGCACUGGCUCCAACAGGUGGCGCCCGACUAUGCACGCAGAUGUCGGGCUUACCGAUGACCGAACGCCUGACGCGAAUCAAGGCCAGAAGCAAGACUUGGCCUAACCAUUAUUGAAUCAUCUGUCAAUAUCUUAAAACAUACUAUAAAUUAUCAAGUAAUAUACAUUGAAUAUUAACAUUCGCAAUAACCUGCAAAGAGAAACAGAAGCCUGGAGUCAGAAUGUGGUAACUUUCGUAAAAGACUUUAAAAUUUUACGGAAAUCUAGUUGUAUAAGUGUAAAUGGUUCACUAAAAUAAUUAAGUUAAUAAAUAAUAAAUUAAAAAAUAACGGCAAAAAAGUUCGCAUCACUCAAUACGAAUGCACUGAACAUCGUACCGUUUAGGACACGGACGUUUGCAUUUUGUUUUUAGUAAAUUAACACGAAAUACACCAAAAUAAUUGUAAAUAAAUAUGGUUAACAUUGUCUACAACAUUUAAUAAUUUUUUUCGUAAAUCCGGCGAAGCUUUUUGUUCCAAUUUGAUUUUGAAAUUACAUUGAUUUUAUUUUAAUAUGUGUUACUAUUGAAUUGAGCUUGAUAUAUUGAUUACAUUAUUAUGUAACCGUUUUGUGUUAUAUUCAUCUUUUUUAUUCAUAAGAUAGUACUGUGUACAAACAUCCUUAGAUAAAAAAUGUGCCUAAUGUUUUGUGACUUGGUGCUAUAAAUCUUUAGAAUCUUAAAAUAAAUAAGGUGUUUUUUUA